AUGCCACCAUCGGUCAACGGGUCGUCGACAUCAUCAGCGCGAGUCCGCUACACGGGAUUCGCCGUCCAGCUGCUGGACAUGGUGGCCUCGGCGCUUGGGCUCGAGUACGAGAUACGCGCGUCGGCAGACGGCUCCGACUACGGCACGCUGUCGGCGCGCGAGGGCCGAUGGAGUGGACUGGUGCGGGAGGUCUUCGAAAGGCGCCCUCCGUACGUGAUAGCUCACGGCAUCGACGGAAGGAGGAUGCCACCAUCGGUCAACGGGUCGUCGACAUCAUCAGCGCGAGUCCGCUACACGGGAUUCGCCGUCCAGCUGCUGGACAUGGUGGCCUCGGCGCUUGGGCUCGAGUACGAGAUACGCGCGUCGGCAGACGGCUCCGACUACGGCACGCUGUCGGCGCGCGAGGGCCGAUGGAGUGGACUGGUGCGGGAGGUCUUCGAAAGGGCUAUCGGAGACAUCACUAUUACUCGAGAACGCCUAGACUACAUCGAUUUCACCACGCCCUUUCUGCAGAACGAUCUCGGUGUUCUGUACCGCAACAUUGACCGUGAAUUCCACGAUCGGCCUGCGUUCCUUCGGCCCUGGACUGGCGAGCUUUGGCUCUGCGCAGCUACGGCAGCGCUGGCCUCAUCGCUGGCGUUGGCGUUCGCGUCGAGGCUCAGCGCGGCCGAGUGGGUGCCCGCCAGCUCUUCGAGGUCGACCCUGCAAAAUCGAUUCACGCUCGUCGACAGCCUCUGGUUCAUCCUCGGCUCGCUGCUCCAGCAAGGCACUGAGGUGUUUCCCAGGGCGCUCGCAACACGGAUAAUGGCUGUCGUCUGGUGGCUCUUCGCACUGGUCCUGAUCUCAUCCUACACUGCCAGCCUUGCGUCACAGAUUAUCGCCCAGCACUUGCAGGCGCCUCUCAUACAGAGCAUAGGGGACCUCGCCAAGCAGUCCAAGAUCAACUACGGCUGCGUCUCUAAAAGCGUGGCGAGAGGACUCCUAAAGGAGUCUACUGACCCACACUUGCAGAGGCUCUGGUCAACGAUGGAAAUGUCUGGGCCGCACGCUUUCUUCGACUCCGUGUCUACCGCUGUAGUCAAGGUACGCGAAGAGGGCCUCGCGGUGCUCAUGGACUCCCAGACCAUCGAGUACUUAGUGGCUCACGACUGCAGCCUCGCGCAACUGCCGGGUCGCCUUGAGACCGGGGGAUUCGGCUUCGCCAUGCCUCAAGGUUCCCCGCUGAGGCACCUGUUCACCAACAAGAUCCUGCAGCUUCAGGAGAACGGCACCUUGCGCGCCUUGCGUCAGCGGUGGUGGUCAUCGAUGACCGACACCGACCAAACCGCUGACCAGCGCUGCAACCCCACCGUCGACGGCAGUGGUUCAGUAGCGGGAAGUGCAAGCGGGAGCAGCAGCGGCAGCAAAGACCCCGUGGGCAUCCGUGGCCUCCUGCUAGUCCUGGGCAUCGGAUGCCUCGUCUCGUUGGUGGUGGUGGUCGCCGAGUGCCUCUGGAGGUUUAGGUGCUCAUCGAAAAGGAGGAACCAGGGCCCCCGAUGGAGGAAAGCACGGCGAAACAUUCCAGCGAGCCUGUCUUUACAAGAAUCAAACCUCAUCAUCUUGGAUCCGCCCAAGGAGUUUCAAGAUGAUCAAGAAAGCUGCCCUAUGACAUCGUACAAAUGUGAAACGCUCACGUAG
This is a messenger RNA of Dermacentor silvarum, 1677 nucleotides long. Its product is annotated as probable glutamate receptor. Gene Ontology annotation, biological process: modulation of chemical synaptic transmission; synaptic transmission, glutamatergic. Gene Ontology annotation, molecular function: glutamate-gated receptor activity; transmitter-gated monoatomic ion channel activity involved in regulation of postsynaptic membrane potential. Gene Ontology annotation, cellular component: postsynaptic membrane; plasma membrane. Lineage: Eukaryota; Metazoa; Arthropoda; Arachnida; Ixodida; Ixodidae. The transcript has 9 exons. The coding region runs from base 1 to 1677 and encodes 558 amino acids. The record is from RefSeq and is a predicted model, not a curated record.